This is a messenger RNA of Ectocarpus sp. CCAP 1310/34, 2446 nucleotides long. NCBI's taxonomy places the organism in Eukaryota, Phaeophyceae, Ectocarpales, Ectocarpaceae. The record is from the annotation of a GenBank genome assembly.
AUGGACAAGAUCUUCGUCAAGACCCUCACGGGUAAGACCAUCACUCUGGACGUGGAGCCUUCCGACACGAUCGACGGCGUGAAGCAGAAGAUCCAGGACAAGGAGGGCAUCCCCCCUGACCAGCAGCGUCUGAUCUUCGCCGGCAAGCAGCUGGAGGACGGCCGCACGCUGUCGGACUACAACAUCCAGAAGGAGUCGACCCUCCACCUGGUGCUCCGGCUGCGUGGCGGUAUGCAGAUCUUCGUCAAGACCCUCACGGGUAAGACCAUCACUCUGGACGUGGAGCCUUCCGACACGAUCGACGGCGUGAAGCAGAAGAUCCAGGACAAGGAGGGCAUCCCCCCUGACCAGCAGCGUCUGAUCUUCGCGGGCAAGCAGCUGGAGGACGGCCGCACGCUGUCGGACUACAACAUCCAGAAGGAGUCGACCCUCCACCUGGUGCUCCGGCUGCGUGGCGGCAUGCAGAUCUUCGUCAAGACCCUCACGGGUAAGACCAUCACUCUGGACGUGGAGCCUUCCGACACGAUCGACGGCGUGAAGCAGAAGAUCCAGGACAAGGAGGGCAUCCCCCCUGACCAGCAGCGUCUGAUCUUCGCGGGCAAGCAGCUGGAGGACGGCCGCACGCUGUCGGACUACAACAUCCAGAAGGAGUCGACCCUCCACCUGGUGCUCCGCCUGCGCGGUGGCUGUUAGACGGCCACAUGGCGUACUGAGAAUGGCGCGAACGAUUGCGUAUUGUAAAGAAGUGCGCAAAGAGACCCUAGGCGCGUGGAAAUAGCCGUUGCCCCACCCGGAGAUGAUGAGUGCCCGAAAUGUACGACUCAUGUCGUGGUUGAUGGUGUCGUGUGGUGUUGACAUUGAUGCCGCGGAUGGGAAGAAUCCGUUCCGCACUGCCGUAGUGAGUCAGUACCUGCGCAGCUAGCUGCUGACCGUGGUUAUUUGUAUGCGGGUGAGAGAGAGGGGAGAUGCUGUUUGCUGUUUGGAAUGUGACAAGAAACGAGAUAGGGAAGUGCCGACGGUGAAUGUUCGCUAUGCGGAAGAUCUGCCUAGCGGCCGAUUUGUCUUCUGUGUACCGGCGCUGGAAUGAAAGAUUGUGCGGUGAACAGUCUCCAUUGUUUCUGCGCUACAGUCGGCCAGAUGAUGCCGUCAGAUGAGUUGUCUCACGUCGUGGCGUGGGCUGCCUUGAACAACCCUCUUCGCUGUACGACGGUGUGGUCCCAUUUCAAUCAUAGCACCUCGUGCUUGGAUUUGAUGUGUUUUCGUAGUCACGAGCUUGCGUGCUCAAAUGAAAUGCGUUGGCAAGGACAGACUCGCCGUAUUUUUACCGCUUUCGCCACGCGAGUGUUGGUCUCCAAGCUGUUUGCGGCCUGUUGAAGCCGGAAUUAUAAUUCAUCGAUGACGAUUUUUGUACUGUAGAGAAAAUCGAAAUCGCAUGUGGCAUGGCGACGAAAUCAAGCUGCCGGUGGCUGUUCUUAUGCUACAAUGCCAUUCAUGCCCCCGCAGGCAGCACUAUCGCACGUGUUGCGACACGUCGGGGGUUUCUUUCUUGAACAAUUCCCGUGAAUCCGAGGAAAUGCGGCCUUUCCCAGUGAACACGGUGUCGGUGAAUGUGCCCCGCCACUCAAAACGUUUCUUUCCCUGCAGUUUCACAGAAUGAACAUGCGAUCUACAUCGCCUACAAACAUGAAGCUACCGCCUGACACGAAUGCAGGUGAGCACGAGCCCCCUGCCGGACUUUGGCGGGUUUGGAGUCUAAACGAUCGCGGCAGUUGAAACCGUUUGGCGCUUAAUGCGGGGUGGCUUUCAAGCAGUGCCCACCUUGUGCACUUACGGUUGUCAUCUGUGGUUAGGUAUAUACGACACGCAACAAUUAUCCUCCGACCGGCCCUCGUGUUGUUGCCUGUGAAUUGAAAUCUUCGGAAAUCGUUUGGUCUACCCGACCUGCGCCUUGCAAUGUAGACCAAUCAUCCCCAGGGGGAGUCCGACCCAAGGUAACGUCUGCCUACUGCCACGGCGUCUGGUCCCAGACUGGACGGCGACCAGAUCAGAGAGAACAGGGAGAGACUGAGCGCCUUGGAGACUGGAUCCCAAGCGGAACGAACCGAUCAUGCUCCGUUCAUGAAUGACUGACGAAGGCCUACCACUGCAGAGUUCACACCCUACGGUCCAUGGCCUGAGCCGGGCAGCCGGGUGCAUAUUUCCGCUGCUAGCUCAUCCGCUUCAGCGGGAUGUUCCAAGCAGGACACACAAGUCCUCACAAUAAACGAGCUACGAAGCCCGCCCCGCCGCGCACGGGAGUAGAUUUUGACACUCCGUUUGUUGCUGUCGAGACCGCAUGAUCUUCCUGUUUCCCGUGGUACCAAAGAAAUAAGUCUGUGCGUCGACUACAUCGAUCUGUAGGAAGGAUCUGAGGACCGUUCUGUACUCUGUAGACAAAGGGAGAACU